UCACGCAUGCGUAUCAAAGCCUCUGCUGCUGCCAGCGCUAAGUGACUGCUGAAAAACAAAGGCAGUGAGUCGCGGCUGGGAAAUGUCAUCAGUCAACCUUAAUGGAGGAAAGCAGACGUGAAACAAUCAAUAGUGUGAUUCUUUGAGGGGUGAAAUAAGAGAAGUGGUUGUUUUUGUGCUGCUUUGUACGUGAACAGGACUCCAGAUCUCGCAACAGUAAGUGACUGAAUCGGCUUUUGAGAAUCCACAGGUUCCUUCCAGUCGCUUUUUUGAAUAUAUUUUUUUCUGUGUUUCUGGAAGGAUCUGAAGUGAAGAACAGCAGCAGUGAUCGUGGAAACUGUCACUCCCGUAGCUUUGUCACAUCUUGGACUUAUUUGUUUCUCCGAGCGAGGGAAUGAGGAGGAAGUUAGUAGUUUGCACAUAGAUGGAGAUUUGUUGGAAGACUUGAAUUUAUGGAUUAGAGCCUAAAAAUUGUAAACGCCAGUCCUGAAGGUCUUUUUUAAAGGUAUUUUUCUAGCUCGAAAUCUAGUCGUUUAGCAGACAUUUUGGUUUGGAUUUUCAGCCGUGGAAAGCAGAAGUUACCUGCGCUCUUGUCUGCCGAGGAGCGGCGCUGUCCGUGGUUCUGAAGUCAUCUCAGCAACUCUGCUUUCUCACCCCAGACCUGGUGUGACGACAACUUGAGAAAAAGCAAAAGUUACAGAGACUCCCCUCCACUCCACCAGCGGCUACAUACAGCGCUGAAUAUGAUAAGUCAGUACAGAGUUCAACUGCAAACUUUGAUACUUGUGAUUUUUGUUGUCCACCCAAGCAGGCCGGUAUGUGUCGAUGUUCCGUCGGAGACAGAAGCAGUCCUGGGAAAACCCAUGAGGCUGACCUGCAUCUCCUGUAUGAAGCGUGAGGAGGUCAAAGCCAAGACACGUGUGGACUGGUACUACAUGCCCAAAGAAGCAGAUAAAAACAUCACAUCCGAAAGAACACAUAUAUACAGAUACGAGGAUUCUAAUCCAGUAGACCUGGAAGGACCAUUUCAGGGCCGUCUGAAAUGGAACGGGAGCCAAGACUUGCAAGAUGUCUCCAUCCUAAUCCAAAACGUCAGCUAUAAUGACAGUGGUCUCUAUGAAUGCACAGUGCUUCGUGAGUUUGAGUUUGGCUUCUUCACUCCCUCCUUCUCCAAAACCAAGAACAUCAUGCUGAAUGUGAAAGAGAAAGCCACUGACGACACCACAGCAAUCUACUCUGAGAUCAUGAUGUAUGUGUUGCUGGUGUUCUUGACCUUCUGGCUGCUGGUAGAAAUGGUCUACUGCUACAGGAAGAUCUCCAAGUCUGAUGAGCAGGCGCAAGACACCGCGACAAACUACCUAGCCAUUCCCUCUGAGCAGAAAGACAAUCCAGCUGCUCCUGUUACCGAAUAAAAGUGGUUGUCAUUGACACGAUAUUAACCAAUCAUGAAGAGAUGUCAUGGGUCGGAGACGGGCACAGACUCCCCAUCCUUAUCUGUGCCACUAUGAAGGUGUCAUCACUCCCAGACAGCUGUGGAAAUCCUGCCAACUGACCUCCCCUGUGUUUCGACUGUGUCUUGUGAAGAGCCAGUCAAAAAGUCCAAGUGCUCAAUUUUUAUCCUAAUUUUCCUUUCAUUCUUUUUUUUUAACCUUCGUGCCAGGCAUCUGAUAUCAAGUGCUUUCACAAAUGCAGCAGGUUGAAGGACAAAAAUGUUAGUGUUGUGUACUUAUCAUCAGAUAAAUACCAGCCACGCUUCAUUUGAGCCUGCCAGUGUGUGAACUUCCUAAAUAUUUUCCUGUUAGUUAGUAGUGCCUCUGUGAUUUAUAUAACCUAUAUAAACCGAUAUGACCCAAACUGUCCUACCGUUGUUGGCUUUUAGGUACAACUUCUAUAUUGACUCAGUAGUACUUGUUUCGUUUGUUUUCUUUUCUUACAAUUUUAUAGACAAUGUUGAGAUUUUUCAUUAUUUGUAUUGGCCAAAAGUCUUUUUAAGGAAAUUGGAUUGCACAGCUUUUAUACUGUAUGGAUGUGCAUUUAUCUCUGUGUUUCUAUAUCCAUCAAUGAAGCAAUUACUGCCAACGCUGUACAAAUAUAUAGAUAAUAUUCUAUCAAGUCACACUGUUUGUAUUUAUCUAUAUUCAUCUAGAGGUCUUUGCUAUACUUCCCUCCAUAUAAAUCUUUAAUCUGUGUUCAGCACUAAUGUCAAAGUACAUCCAGUAGGUUAAAUCUUACUGCAUACAGUUACUCAGAUUUAUUCUUGAAGCUUUGACUGUUGCUGGUGUUCUACAGUAGCACUGCUAUUGAGACUAAAUGUGUGCCUCUUUCUAUAGUACAAGACUGUAGAAAUUAAUAUAUUGUGAUUCAGUCAUACCAUGCUGUCUAUUACAGAUAUGUGUGAGUGAGCUGCUUUUGAACAAUUAAAUGCAAUGCAUUCCA
This is a messenger RNA of Acanthochromis polyacanthus (spiny chromis), 2436 nucleotides long. It is a transcript of the gene scn3b, whose product is annotated as sodium channel, voltage-gated, type III, beta. The transcript is spliced from 6 exons. Bases 744 to 1412 code for a protein of 222 amino acids. NCBI's taxonomy places the organism in Eukaryota, Metazoa, Chordata, Actinopteri, Pomacentridae. Gene Ontology annotation, biological process: regulation of heart rate by cardiac conduction; sodium ion transport; ventricular cardiac muscle cell action potential. Gene Ontology annotation, cellular component: voltage-gated sodium channel complex. The record is from RefSeq and is a predicted model, not a curated record. Gene Ontology annotation, molecular function: sodium channel regulator activity.